Molecule: messenger RNA, 3922 nt
Organism: Tachysurus vachellii
Lineage: Eukaryota; Metazoa; Chordata; Actinopteri; Siluriformes; Bagridae
Product: toll-like receptor 3
Exons: 2
Coding region: 193-3687 (1164 amino acids)
Molecular function (GO): protein binding
Source: RefSeq, a predicted model, not a curated record
UUUGAUGUGGCAGGAAUCAGGUACAUUCUUGUCGAAUAAGAUGUCAUCAGUGGUUUUUCUUCUUAAAUAGAUGUAGACGUGCGUCCAUAUGCACACAAGCUUUGCUGAGUCUGAUUUCCUUUCUUCGAAUACUCUGAAAAGCUUUGGAUGCUGAACAAUACAUUGCAAUUACAUUGGUCAAAGUUUUGAAUCAUGCUUACACACUUCAGUGUAAUCAUGACCAUCGUUGCAGUGGCUGAUGCUUGUGUAAUGUCUUGUGAGUGUGUUGACAACAACACUGUCACUUGUUUAAACAAGAAUCUGUUGGAACUGCCUCUACCUUUGCAAGGUACCAAGUUCCUCUUGGUUAGUAACAACUGGAUCCAGGCUCUUCCCAGAAAAGGUUUAGAAGAGUUACAUGUACUUGAUCUUACCAGCAACAACCUUAGUAAGUGGCUCGCUGGUGCUACUAGACUACCAAAUAUGGUAAACCUUACUCAUCUGCAUCUAAGAGGAAAUGGACUUAGUACUUUUGUCACUGGAGUGUUUCAAGAACUGAAGAAUUUGACUUACUUGGACCUCACUGAAAACAAUGUUAAAAUUAUCCCACAGAAGUUCCUCCAAGGUCUGAGCAAACUCCAAACUCUUAGUUUAAGCUUAAACCAGAUACAUACCCUCUCCUGUGGAGCUUUUGAAGAAGCAUCUGAACUUAGGGAGCUCCACUUGAACAAUAAUAACAUAGAGGUGAUAGAUACGUGUGUGUUUAAAAACUGUCAGAAUCUAAACAGGCUCUUCCUGUCCAACAACCGUUUGAAAAGUGUAAAUCAAGGGACCUUCCGAAGUGCCACUGGCCUUGUUCACCUUGAUCUCAGUAACAACAUGCUUAUCAUCGUUCCCACUGAUGCCCUUCAAGACACCUCUAAUCUCACCAGCCUCUACUUGCAGAAAAACUCCAUCAUGCAUGUUCCAGAAAAUGCAUUCUCUGGAUUAUCAGCAUUAAAAAAGCUGUAUCUUUACAGUAACCGCAUUGAUUUUUUAGCUGUGAGCUCUUUCAGUGGUCUUUACCAGCUUGGUGAACUAGACUUGAGUUUCAACCAGCUACAAUCACUCUCCUCGCAACAAUUUCAAGAUCUAAGUAAACUUGAAAAACUUAAUCUAUAUCGCAAUGCAUUGACAUUUCUUCCAAAUGAGCUGUUUAGUAAUUUGAAAAAACUAAAAGAACUAGAGCUUGACAGAAAUAAUAUUCAGGUCAUCACACCAGAUCUAUUUCAGCCACUUUCAAAGCUCAGGGUUUUACAGCUGGACAAUAAUCAUAUCACAGAUGUCAACCUAUCCUCGUUUGCAACAAUGAGAAAGCUUAAAUACCUGGAUCUAAGCAACAAUCAUUUGACAAAAAUUUCAAAAGGGAUUUUACAAAAUGAAUCAUUGCUACUAAAUGGUGCCCAGCACCAAUCCUCACAAGGGGGCUCUGAACUUAGCGACCUUAACCUGAGCAAUAAUAAAAUUCAGGUGAUAGACAAGCACGUGUUCAAGAACUGCACCAAUUUGAAGAAACUCUUUCUGUUCAACAACCAUUUGAAGAAUUUAGAGGAAGGGACAUUCAGGGGAGCACUGGUCCUAACUCACCUUGAUCUUAGUGAAAAUAGGCUUACAUUUGUGCCCAUCCUUGCACUUAAGGAUACCCCUAAUCUCACAAGUCUUUUCUUGCAGAAAAAUGAAAUUACAUUCGUCCCCAAAAAUGCUUUUGCAGGACUGUCUGCACUAAAGAAACUAGACUUGAGCAAUAAUGCCAUUUUAAGUUUAGAUGAGAAGUCCCUGAUGUCUCUGUUCAAUCUUGUGGAGUUAGAUUUGAGCUUCAACCAACUUAAAACUCUUACAAGUGCACUUCAUGACUUGGCAAAACUGAAGAUCCUUAAAUUGCACCAAAAUGCUCUGGUAUCACUUCCUAAUGGUGUGUUCAACAAUUUGACGGAAUUAACGGAACUACGACUUGAUAACAAUUAUAUAUCUGACAUCUUAACUGAUCUAUUCCGUCCACCAACUGAACUUCAAGAUUUAGACAUGGAUAGUCAUCAUAUCUCUGGGUUUAACUUAUCCUCAUGCACAACACUGACAAACAACCUCCAGAAAAAGAUUUUGCAAGAAACUUCAAAGGAUCUUUUCAACAUUACACCGCCUAACAAUAAUAAUAAUACGCCUAAUAAUAAUGCUGACAUGAUCGAUAUGAACUGUACCACUGCAAUCAGGCACUAUAAUUCCAACAACCACUUGAGAAGUGGAGAGAAAGGAACAUUUAAGCAUUCAAUGAGAUUGACUGAUCUUGAUCUUAGCAAAAACAAUCUUAGUACUAUCCCCAGUGGUGCCUUUAAGUAUACUACCAAUCUCACUAGCCUCUACUUGCAGAAAAAUGCUAUCGCCUUUGUCCCUGAAAAUGCUUUCUCUGGACUAUCUGAAUUGAGAAAAUUGGAUUUAAGCAAAAAUCAACUCGUUAUUUUGCAUGAAAACUCCUUUAUGGAACUUUUCCAGCUUUCUGAACUAGAUUUAAGCUUCAACCAGUUGCAGGAUCUUCCAUCAAAUGUGUUCCAAGACUUGGGAAACCUGGAGGUUCUCAAUUUAUAUCACAAUGAUCUGGCAUCACUUCCCAACAUCUUGUUCAACAAUCUGACCAAAUUAAGAGAAUUAGUGCUUGAAAGAAAUAAUAUCACUGUUAUUGCACCAGAUCUAUUCCACCAACUGACCGAACUCAGAGAAUUACAGCUGGACAACAAUCACAUCUUGGAGCUCAACUCAUCUUUAUUUAGAACACUGACAAAGCUGCAGGAAAUCUAUUUAAACAACAACAUUAUUAUGGAAAUUCCCAAGCAUUUUCUACACAAAGCCCAACAUCUGAAAGUUCUACAUCUGAUGAACAAUCAUAUUUACUCAAUUUUACGGUUUGCUUUCAAAGGCCUUUACAGACUCCGUUCUCUGAGGCUCAGCAACAACAACAUUUCUGUUCUUCAUGCUGAGAUGCUAAGUGGUCUUGCUGACUUACGGGAGCUCUGGCUAAAUAUUAACCAGAUAGAGAGGAUCCCAACUGAGUUUUUUGCAGGGCUUCAGAACUUGAGAACGCUCGACUUGGCCAACAAUGUUUUGGGUUCCCUGUCCAGUGAGGAUUUCAAAGACUUGACAGCAUUAAGAGAGUUACAUCUGAGUUUCAAUAAACUUGAUAAACUACCACAUAACAUUUUCAAGACACUGGGCAGACUGCAGAAACUCUUCUUGCAAAACAACCUCCUGUCCCACUUACCCCCAACAGUGUUCUCUUCUUUGACCUUUUUGCAAGAGCUUGAUUUGGAUAACAACAAGCUCCAGCAUCUUGCCACUGUACAAUUUCAAGGCCUGAAAAACUUGAAACAACUUGAUCUUAGAUCAAACCGGUUACAGUCAUUGGAUGAAGGGACCCUAAGGGAUCUGAUAGCACUGAAAUCCAUAUAUCUCAGCGCAAAUCCAUGGAACUGCACUUGUGCAUCUAUUAUGUAUGUCAGGACAUGGAUUCGUAAGAAUAGUCAGUUAGUAAAGGAUAGCACCACCUGCUCUAGAAAUCUUUCUCUUCCUGUCUCAGAUAUACAGCAUUGUGUAAGCGCUGCAUAUUUCUCUGUAUGUAAACCACAAACACAGAUAAUAACCACCAUAACAGCUGUCAUUCUUAUAUUCUGUGGGAGUUAGGUUUUUUCUGCAAAUUGCUUUUGUUUACUUUUGCUAUAGUGCAAAAGAUGCAUCUUAAACUCAGCCUUAGUGUGCAAAUGAUAAACUGUACAACAGCGCUGUAAGAAUGUGACUAUGAUGUGACUCUCAUUGAUUCAGUAACAAUUUUUAUUUUAGCCACAAAAAUGGCAUCUUGUAUAACCUUUUUUAUUGACCCUGCUUUGUGAUCAUGUGCAUUAAAUGCUAUACAAAUGAA